UUGGUUUCGUGGGAGGGUUAAUAUAUAAAUAUACCUGAAUAUUACAAAACAUACUAAUUUGGAAUAUCAUCUUAAGGUGUCUAUAAGAUAGGAUUAUAUGAUUUUGAAGUAGUUUGGAAAUUUACCAUUAUCAGGACCAUUGUUUAAAAGUGUGAGUGUUCAGCUGAAGCUCAGUGGGAGUUGAUUAGCUGUCUGGAUUUAGUGAGGGUGGCAGAUGUCUGUGAGUGUCUCUUUGGCCUCUUCUUAUCCCUUCAUCCCCUUCAGUGGUUUCAUGUGAGCCUCAGAGCUCUGUCAGACUGCAGGAAUGCCUGGCGCGAGCAGAUGAGGCUUAAAGUACGGCUUAAAGGAGCAGAAGCUGUGAAGCUGGAGGUGUGUGACAGUGUAUAUCUGCAGAGGCACUGCCCUUUCAGGCAGGAUGGAAGGCCGCUGGAACUUGCUGAAGGCUCUAAUGGUGUGGGAGCUGCUGUGGCUUCCCUGGUCAUGUCUGUGCCAGCGGAGACAGGAACUGCCCGUGCUGUGGAUUAUGCCUCUGAGCAGCGAGCCAGCAUGGGGGAAUGUCACAGCAGAGGUGAUGCCUGCAGUCCAGCUCGCACUGCAGCACCUGGGCAAGCAACCUGCUCCUUUACGCAAUUACGAGCUUCAGUUCCACUUUGCAGAUUCCAAGUGUGACAAUGCCAAAGCACUGAAAGCCUUUUUUGAGGCCAUAUUCUAUGGUCCUAAACACCUGAUGGUAUUUGGAGGGCUGUGUUCAUCAGUGACGUCUAUCAUCGCUCAGUCUCUGAAGGCCUGGAAUCUCCCACAGCUGUCGUUUGCUGCCACGUUACCUGCAUUAGCAAAUAAAAGAAGAUACCCAAACCUCUUCCGCAUUGUGCCAUCAAACAGUGCAGUUAACCCAGCGCUGGUGAAGUUCCUUAGUAAUUAUGGAUGGAGGAGGGUGGGCACUCUGACCCAGUUGGAGGAGAGGUUCACUGAGGUGCAGAAGAACUUGGCUGAACAUCUCAAACAGGCCGGAGUUGAGCUGGUAGAAGCACAGUGGUUCUCUGGUGACCCGUGUGCUGCUAUAAAGACACUAAAAGAAAAUGAUGUGAGGAUAGUGAUUGGUCAGUUUGAUGAGUUUUCAGCUGCAAAAGUCUUCUGCUGUGUAUAUCAUUUAGACAUGUUUGGCCUUAAGUACCAGUGGAUUCUCUCAGGCUGGUCGGAGACGAGCUGGUGGACUCACACUGGCACCUCCAGCUGCUCUGCUCAGAGUGUACUGAGUGCAAUGGAGGGUGCUGUCAGUGUGGACUUUGAGACCCUCAGUUCCCAACACAUCAGAGGGGUUUCAGGCAGAACACCACAAGAAUACAAGCAGGAAUAUGACAAAAGGUGCAUGCUGAAGGGUCUGGGUUCCAGUAAGUUCCAUGGCUUUGCAUAUGAUGGCACUUGGGUGGUGGCUAAAGCUCUGACACGGGUCAUGGAGACGCUGAAAUACAGAGAGAAGUACAGCGCACACCGCAACUUUACUGUUACUGAGAGAGAGAUGGCUAACAUGAUACUGCAAGCCAUGAGUGACACAAAGUUCUUUGGCGUGACUGGGCAAGUUCUGUUCCGCAAUGGUGAGAGGGUGGCAACAAUCAAAUUUGCCCAGUUUCAAGCUGGCAGAGAGGUCCAGGUUGGAGAAUACAGCAAUAUUACAGACAGGCUGGAGUUUGCCGGUCCCAUCUGGUUCAAAGGACAUGAGCGUACAAGGGACCAUACCCAUGUGUAUCCUCAGAGGAUGGAGAUCAGCAUGGUGCUCUAUAGCAUUUUAGCAUCCAUCUCCGUGUUAGGCAUUCUCGUGACAAUUGUCUUCCUCUUCUUCAACAUCCAGAACCACAAUCACAGGGUGGCCCAGAUGUCCAGCCCUUCACUGAACACUCUGCUAAUACUGGGUACUCUGUUAUCUUACUCAUUCAUCUUCCUCUUUGGAUUGGAUGGUUCAUAUGUGCCUGAAGGAGUGUUUGAUGCUCUGUGCGCGAUCAGAAUAUGGCUCAUAUCCAUUGGACACUCAACAGCUUUUGGGGCAAUGCUUGCCAAAAUGUGGAGACUUCAUCUCAUCUAUGAAAGCAUCAGCUUUCGGAAAAGGAACAUAAAGAACUACAUGCUUAUUGGAAUAGUCUGCGGUCUGCUGCUGGUGGAUAUGUGUCUCUUAACUAGCCUGCAAGUUUUGGAUCCUUUACGAGGGACAGUGAAGGAGUUCAGUUUGGAGUUUGAUCCUCAUGGUAGAGAUUUUGCCAUUCGGCCAUUUUUGGAGCACUGCGAGAACAUUCAUAUGAACAUCUGGAUGAUGAUCAUGUACCUUUAUAAGACUCUGCUAGUGCUGCUUAGCUGUGUUCUGGCCUGGAAGACACGACACUCAAACACGCUCACUCUGAGCCACAGCAGGUGUACUUGGAUCAGUGUGUGUAUCGCAGGCCCUUUAAGUGUCAUUGGUGCCUUUCUGGCUUUACUGACCAGAGAUCAGCCAAAUGUGCAGUUCUGCAUUGUGGGCGUCAUCAUCAUCACCUGCUGUUCCGUCACUCUGAGUUUGGUCUUCAUUCCAGAGAUAAUCCUGAUGAGGACAGACCCUGAUGGAGCAUCCCUGUCUAAGCAGUUCCACUCUGCUGAAAGAGAGAAAGAGAGUGAAAGAGUGAGUGAGGAGAAGGAAAGCAGCACCAAGCAGACAGACUCCAGUGCAUCCAGCUCUAUGACACUGAUCAGCACAGCUCUAAUUGACCUCCUACAGUCAGACAACAAAUAUCUGACCAUGUGCAUCAGUGAGCUGGACAUGGAGCUGGAGGAACUGACCAGGCAGCUGAGGGAACUGAGCACUCUCUCAUACACAAACAUGGUGAACAUGCAAGACUCUGGGGAGCAGACAGACAUUGUGACCCCUGGUUCCUAUCACUACCAUUGUAAAGAAAUCCAAAUUGGCACUGAGAAAUGUCAGACGCUUCCAGUGGGCUGUAGUGGCUGCAAAGACACAGAAGACAUCAACUCUCCUGAACAUGUCCAGCGGAGACUGUCACUGCAGCUGCCUAUUCUUCACCACGCCUACCUGCCCUCUAUUGGAGGAGUGGAUGCCAGCUGUAGCACCCCUAGCAGCCCCAGCACACAGCCAAGAGCACUUAUGGACCUAUGGCAUUAAUGGGUCUACAAGCCAGGUGUCUGAAUCGGAGUCAUCAGAGUCUGGCAGGUUUCGGGGCACAACAUGGCCAAGAACCACCUUCAUUUACAGGAAUGGUUCAUUUGACUGACAUGAAGUAAUGAGUCAGGUCAGACUUUUGUGUUUGCAUGACGUGUCAAAAUACUGCAACAACAAAAACAGACCAAAAUAAGAAGCAUGCCCGUAGGCAAAUAUGCACGAUAUCUCAUGCACUUGCUUUUAAAUGCUUUAAACAAAACCUGAAUAACCUUUAAAGGACAUGCUGUGAUUUUCAAUUUGGUGUCUAUUUCUAUCUCCAACAGGCACUUAUCUUCAUGGUUUGCAGAACUGGCAGCUGAUUGCUGCUGAUGACCAGCUAGCAUUUAGCUUGAUAACCAAAUGUUUGGUUCCCAUCAAACUGGUAAAACUGGUUGACAGAAGUGUAUAUAUAUAUACAGCAAUGUGAUCAGCCAAUCAAAGAUUUUGUGGUUUUGGCCAUUUUAGCAUACAAUAAAUAUCAGAUGUCAGUCUGUGUUGCUCUGUGGGCAGAAUGUCUGGUGCUGACGAGACUGUGGCAUUAAUGGAACCAUGACCUACACCCCACAGCGUCCUGCUCAUGUUCAUGACUAUAAAAAUGCAAUUUGUGAAAAUUUCAUACAGAAUUUGUCAAGAGCAUAAAUGUCUUCUAUUUAAAUUUUUAAACAUUUUGCAUAACAUUCAUUAUUUCCAUACUCACUGGCUCAUUAACUACCAUUAAUGCGCUAUUAAUGACAGCCAAACAUGAUGGCAAACAGAAUCAGAAAGAAAGCUUGAGCGAGAGAUGUUGUGUUUUGGGCUCAAUGGGUUACAUGUACUAUAUCAUCCAUUUUUACCCUUCUCCAAAGCUGUUAAUGGCUCAGGCUCACAAUGCAAUAGCAUAUAACAUUUGUAUUGGUUUAGAUACAACCAUUCUUCUAUGUCAUUUGAACACAGCAGCUGCCCUUUACAUUACAUAAACAUUUCAUGUUGCACGGACCAAUAGAAAUGGUUGAAAAUGACUCGUUACAUCACCUAACAUUAAGAAUGUUUUUGCCUUCUCUUGUCAAAAAUACACUGUUGUGAACAAGACACAAUAAUGUUAAUAAGACUUAGCAGGCUAAUUUCCCAAAAGCAUCACAGCAUGAUGGUCACUGCAGGAAAACUUCAACAGCUGACAUUAGUUUAACAGUACAGAUACCUCAUAAAUCUUGGUUAAAGUUUUUUUUCUUGGUCCUUGACAUGUGUUUUUUAUUUGACUCUGUUAGCAGCGUCGCUGAUAAAUGUUACGUUUCUGUAAAUUAAAUGGAACUAAGGAAACAUGA
Pygocentrus nattereri (red-bellied piranha) is the source of this 4482-nucleotide messenger RNA. Its product is annotated as gamma-aminobutyric acid type B receptor subunit 2. Gene Ontology annotation, cellular component: G protein-coupled receptor heterodimeric complex; membrane. The transcript is spliced from 20 exons. The record is from RefSeq and is a predicted model, not a curated record. Gene Ontology annotation, molecular function: G protein-coupled GABA receptor activity. NCBI's taxonomy places the organism in Eukaryota, Metazoa, Chordata, Actinopteri, Characiformes, Serrasalmidae. Bases 416 to 3145 code for a protein of 909 amino acids. Gene Ontology annotation, biological process: gamma-aminobutyric acid signaling pathway; G protein-coupled receptor signaling pathway.